UGUUACAGCGAAAUAAGAACGAUGCUUUACUGUAUAACAUAUUUCUCCCAGACUAGGUGUCAUUAAAGCAGUGAUGUAAACUGGAAACCGCUUUAUUGUCUUCCCCUUCCCAAAAUGACAGCGUCACAGCCCAGACGAAAACAGUGAUUGGCCUAAAAGAUCUGCAGCCAGAUUUGCCAGGUACACAUACAGCAACUGAUGGCAACCGUUGCCAAGAGACCAUCCCUGCAGGGUCCGGUGCCCCCUCCUCGCAAGAAGACAGCCCCCAAGCCAGAGCUGACGGAGGUACAGAAGCAGGAGAUCAGGGAGGCCUUUGAGCUGUUUGACACUGAUGGCUCUGGAUACAUCGAUGUGAAGGAGCUUAAGGUUGCCAUGAGAGCUCUGGGAUUUGAACCAAAGAAAGAGGAGAUCAAGAAGAUGAUAGGUGAAGUUGAUAAGGAUGGCACAGGAAAGAUCUCCUUUGCAGACUUCCUCACUGUCAUGACACAGAAAAUGGCUGAAAAGGACUCUAAGGAGGAGAUCUUAAAAGCUUUCCGGCUGUUUGAUGACGACGAGACGGGCAAGAUAUCAUUCAAGAAUCUGAAGAGGGUAGCCAAAGAGCUUGGGGAGAACCUGACAGAUGAAGAGCUGCAGGAAAUGAUAGAUGAAGCGGACAGGGAUGGAGAUGGGGAAGUGAACCAGCAGGAGUUCCUGCGCAUUAUGAAAAAAACCUGCCUGUACUGAAGCAAAUGAAAGGCAUUAAGGUUGGGUGGACCAGGCUGGAUCAGUGUGAGGGUGUUUUGCUGCUCAUCCAUUUAUCCAGAAAACAAAACCUUAUUAUCGUUGUAUAGUGCCAUACUUUUUUUUUAAUCAGUCAAGACAUUUAAGCUUCAAAAACUACAAUCAUUACAAAACCUUUAAAGACUUGAACAAAAAGUCUAGCAAAAUGCCAAACCACCCUUCUUUGAGUUACAUGACAACAUACUGCCAAAACUGUAAGAGUACACCCUCUUACCUGUUACAAUGCUGCAUUCAUUUAUGAAGGAUAUAUAUUGAUAAUAUUAUAGAGGUUAUUCAUCGUGCCUGCACCAAUACAGUGACACGUAGUACAUUCCAGCGCUUUGUGUGAUACUUUGUGCAUUAUGUUAGCAUACUCGUAUACCGGUGACUCCCAUUACCGUCUCAUGUUUCGGCUCUUUUAUACUGGUUUUCCUGGGAAAAUUUGCAAUGCAGUGAAGGUGUUUGUUAACCACUGAUGACUGGAGAGCGCUCUGUCUCAUCUACGUGCUGCCUGUGGAUUUGUGCCUGUGCCUCUUAAAUGGGCAGUUCUCACAAUCAGGGAAGCUGCCUCUUAGCACACCAUCAUCUUGGAUCCCACACUUACAGGCCAUUACACACCAAGUGCAUUUUAAAAAAAGUGACAUAAAAUUUAGAAUUUUUUCUGUUCCAAACUUUUACGGAAAGUUCGUCCUCAAAACCAACAUCAAGCGAUGAUGAGUCGGUCCUGGGAAAUUCUGGGUUCAUCCAAGCUGUAUCACGACUGCUUCCGGACAUAUUUCAUGAUAUCAGUGGGGCAGUUUGAGCUCUUGUUGGCACAGUUGGGAACACAUUCGUGAAGGCAGAGAAAUUAUUUCAGAGAGCCGACUGACCCAGAGCAGUGUCUGAGGUAAAAUACUGUUAUCUAACUAUUUGUAUAUUCAGUACUGUGCAUGAUUCAAGGUACAGCACACUUCUUACCAACUGCCCCCCCCCCCAAAAAAAAAUCGAGCUUGUUUCAAACAUAUAAAUGACUGCAUUAAG
Messenger RNA from Pelmatolapia mariae (spotted tilapia), 1779 nucleotides. It is a transcript of the gene cetn2, whose product is annotated as centrin, EF-hand protein, 2. The transcript has 5 exons. The record is from RefSeq and is a predicted model, not a curated record. Gene Ontology annotation, molecular function: calcium ion binding. Bases 199 to 723 code for a protein of 174 amino acids. Gene Ontology annotation, cellular component: centriole; centrosome. NCBI's taxonomy places the organism in Eukaryota, Metazoa, Chordata, Actinopteri, Cichliformes, Cichlidae. Gene Ontology annotation, biological process: nucleotide-excision repair; mitotic cell cycle; centriole replication.